This is a messenger RNA of Trichoderma citrinoviride, 1482 nucleotides long. Its product is annotated as DNase I-like protein. Gene Ontology annotation, molecular function: phosphatidylinositol-4,5-bisphosphate 5-phosphatase activity. Lineage: Eukaryota; Fungi; Ascomycota; Sordariomycetes; Hypocreales; Hypocreaceae. Bases 1 to 1482 code for a protein of 493 amino acids. The transcript is spliced from 3 exons. The record is from RefSeq and is a predicted model, not a curated record. Gene Ontology annotation, biological process: phosphatidylinositol dephosphorylation.
AUGACGACUCCGACGCUGGACCUGCUGGUCCUGACGUUCAACUGCGCCGCAAAGCUCGUCAACGUGCCCGAGUUCGCUCGCCAUCUGCGGACAGCGCUGGAGCGGGAUGCGGCGGAUCUGCCCGAGGUGGUUGUGCUGUCGUUACAAGAGGUGGCCCCCCUAAAGUAUGCCUUCAUUGGGGAUUACUUCCUCAAGCAAUAUCUUGAGCGGUUUGGAGAGGCGCUCAAUCUCGCCGCCUCACGGCAUUCGCAGACGGGAUAUGAUGAAGACGCCUCAGCUACUGCUUCUUCCACCUCUGCCCUCCCUCUCGCUCACACAUCACGGUCAGGUCGAGGCAAGAACCACUUCACGCUCAUCAGGGCCCUCAACGUGGGAUACACGGCCAUCAUGCUCUUUGCCAGGCACCCGGACCGGCUGAGCAACAUCCAGCAGGCCGAGGUGGGCUUCGGCGCCGCCGAGAUGGGCAACAAGGGGGCCGUCGGCCUGAGGGCGCUGUACGAGGCGGGCGGCGGCGAGUCGACGGAGCUGACGUUUGUGGCGACGCACCUGGCGGCCAUGGAGUGGAACCUGCCGCGGAGGAACGCCAACUGGGGGGCCAUCAUGCGCGGCCUGACCUUUGAGAACCCGGAGGAGGUGCUGAGCCGGAUGAGGAGGGACGCCGCGUCGAGGAGCGAGAGCCUGUCGGCAUCCGAGGAAGGGGAUGCCUCCGAGCAGGCGCGCCUGCUCCGGGAAGAGCACCACGAGCAGGACCUCCGGCUGCAGCAGCAGUUCCACAACCUGUCCGUCUUCAAGCCGUCGUCGCACCUGUUUGUCGCCGGAGACCUCAACUACCGCAUCUCGACCACCUCCCCGACGCCUUACUCGGCGUUUCCCAACCUGGACCCGGGGUCUGAGAACUACUACACACACUUUCUGCAUCUGGACCAGCUGACUCGCGAGCGACUGGCCGGCCGGACCCUCCACGGCAUGUCGGAGUGCCCGGUGACGUUCCCGCCGACGUACAAGUACGUCGUGGACCCGAAGACGCCUCCCGCCGGCGACGAUAUCGACGGACCCGUCGACGAGGUCAAGUGGGUGUUUGCUCCGCACCGGUACCCCGGCUGGACAGACCGCAUUCUCUUCCUCGAGCUGCCCCCGUGGGUUGAUGCCAAGAUGAGGGUCCGCGCCUACGACGCCCUGCCCGUGAUGCGGACCAGCGACCACCGGCCCGUGUUCCUGCGCGUGGACGUGCCCCUGGUCUCGCCCGCCGAGCUCGCGCCCCCGGCCGCCGUCCGAGACAGCGGCGGCGUUGAUCCCCGCGUGCGGCUGCCGGUGGAGAUUGACCCGGAGGCCUGGGAGCGCCGGGUGGCUGCCCGGAGGCGCGAGAUCGCCGCCGGAUGGGCCAUGUUCCUCUGGAGCACGAGGCAGGGGGCGUUGAUCCUGGGUACGCUGCUGGCGGCGACGGCGGGGGGGUACUGGCUUUACCAGCGAUCUUCUGCUUGA